AUGGCGGGAGUGCACCACAGGGCACAGCAGCUGGUGCGAGGGGCAUGCGGAGCAGGCAUCUUGUGGAUGAUGAUCAAGGGCGAACGGAGAAAGAUGUUGGAGACGGGGGGUGGCAAGACGGUGACGGAAGGGACGUGGACGAUGCGAGAGAGUCGCACUGGAGCUCCGGAUCGUCGGGGUGCAGAGCAGCAACAUAAUGGAGUGGAUAGCACUUAUUACAAAUCCAACUACGUUCAUUCAGACCAAUGCAAGUCUGUUUUUAUGGGACUGUUCUCCCUUGAGAUGGUUGUGUUGACGUUACUUGUCAUGACUGUCCUGGUCUCCAUUGCUCUCAUGAUUCGCCGCAGAAGAAAUGCUCUGUUUGAAGACAAAAAGAAAGAGGCAUUCGAGAUGUUAGACAGACUGGAAGAAACCAUGAAGAAAAGUGAAGUGCAGCUCUUGGACUUUAAGUCGAGGGUCGACAAAGAUCAAAAGGCUAUGGAAGACUUGCUUAGAAGAAAUGAGUUGGCUUCGGACCUGGUGAUGUUGAGGGCGAUGAGCAAGAAAGGCAGCAUGGAGCUAGUAGGAGACACUAUAGCGCUUCCAUCAUGA
This is a messenger RNA of Guillardia theta CCMP2712, 591 nucleotides long. RefSeq lists its product as hypothetical. The record is from RefSeq and is a predicted model, not a curated record. NCBI's taxonomy places the organism in Eukaryota, Cryptophyceae, Pyrenomonadales, Geminigeraceae. The transcript has 7 exons. The coding region runs from base 1 to 591 and encodes 196 amino acids.